This is a messenger RNA of Anoplopoma fimbria (sablefish), 2483 nucleotides long. RefSeq names its product caspase 10, apoptosis-related cysteine peptidase (gene casp10). The transcript has 13 exons. The record is from RefSeq and is a predicted model, not a curated record. Bases 196 to 1872 code for a protein of 558 amino acids. NCBI's taxonomy places the organism in Eukaryota, Metazoa, Chordata, Actinopteri, Perciformes, Anoplopomatidae. Gene Ontology annotation, molecular function: protein binding; cysteine-type endopeptidase activity. Gene Ontology annotation, biological process: proteolysis; negative regulation of extrinsic apoptotic signaling pathway via death domain receptors.
UCCUACUUCAAGGGACUCGCUUUGGGAGGAACUUCAGUAAAGUUCGUGUGCGAGGUCAUAUUGCAGCCCAUAUAUAAACUCACCAGUGGUCUUCAAUCGCAUACAGUAGGCCUGCCUCGAGUAUGUUGAAGAGGACAACAAAUAUCAUCUUCGAUAGUACGACCUGCUGAAAAGUAAUCCAUAUCAGUACACAAAAUGGAUUUCCAGAGGCUCCUCCUAGAUGUAGGGAAGGCCCUGAGUGAGGACGAGGUAAGAGCUUUAGCAUUUCUUUGCACUGACUUCCUGGGCCGUAAUCCGACCUCAAUGAAGUCGGCCAGUAAUCUCUUCUCCCGUCUGGGGGAACAAGACCACCUCUCUGCUGAGCGACCACACCUGCUGAGUGAGCUUCUCCUCAUCAUCCAACGCACCCGACUGAUACGUGACCAUGAGCUCUUCGAAGGAGCAUCUACAACCACGAGCCUCAUCUCACCUUACAGGAAGCUGCUUUACAACCUGUCUGAAGACAUUACUGAUGCUGACUUGAAAGAUAUGAAGUUCUUGUUAGACAAAAAUCUUCCACGCAGAAAACUGGAGGAAAAUGUUUCUACUCUUGAAGUCUUCAUGGAGAUGGAGCACAUGGACCUCAUCAAUGACAAUAAUCUUAAUUUACUGGAGAACAUCAUCGAAGAAGUCUGUCCCAUGUUGAAAGAGAAGAUCAGACAGUUUAAAGCACUGCAGGUAACUCAGAGCAGCCCUGUAGCUCAAGAAACAGGUCGACCAAGGUCUAUGUCGUACCCUUUUGCAUCAAACCAGAUCCAUCCAGAGAGGACUGCCUCGUGUGAAAUGCCAGAAGAUUUCGAACCAUUGGCUGAGUCUAACAUGAAUUAUUCCAACACCUCCAUGGAUUUGCAACAUGUGUUUAGUGGUGGAGAUGACAGUGAUGCCCUGUCACUUGGAAAUAGUAGUUUGAACACUGAAACAAGCCGCUGUGCCUCCUCGAAAGGUCACGUGAAGAAUGAUGCUUUGGAAAUGUCGCUGUCUCAAGAAAACGAGGCCUCCUCUGAAACACAGACGCCUCAGACUACAAACACAAACAGUGAGGUUUUGGGAACGUAUCCCAUGACUUCAGCCCAGAGGGGUAUUUGCUUGAUAGUAAACAACUACGACUUCACUAAAUCCAUGCAUUUUAAAAAAAAGCGGGAGGGGACAAUGCUCGAUGAAGAGUGUCUGCGCAAAGUGUUUACGUGGCUUGGCUUUGAGGUGGAGAUAAAGAGGGACUGUGAGCAGAAGGAGAUGCUGUCUGUGUUGUGGGAGCUCGGCAGGAGAAACCACAGUCAGAUGGACUGUCUGGUAUGCUGCAUUCUCAGCCACGGCAAGGAGGGAUGUGUGUACGGUGUGGACGGCCACACCGUCGAGAUUCAGGAGAUGAAGGAACCUUUCAACGGGUUAAAUUGCCCCUCUUUGGCAGAAAAACCCAAGAUGUUCUUCAUCCAGGCCUGCCAGGGCACCGAGGAGCAGAGGCCUGCCACCAUUUGUGCUGAUGGUCCUGAACGUAGUCCUGUUUGCAGCGAUGCUUUAAUAGCUAAUGAUUCCAUCCCAUCCGAUGCAGAUUUCCUGCUGGGAAUGGCCACCGUUCCGUCUUUUGUCUCUUUCAGAGAGACGACUAAUGGCUCGUGGUUUAUUCAGUCGUUGUGCCAAAACCUUGUCCAGUUGGUGCCGAGGAGUUGUGACCUUGUGUCUAUCCUCACCAAAGUAAAUGCGGAUGUCAGCCAGAUGACUGCUCGAUUCAAGUACGGUGCAAGAAAGCAGAUGCCUCAACCAGCGUUCUCUGUCAGGAAGAUUGUGGUCUUUCCGAUCCCUGAAGCUCCUCCUCCAAGCCUGUCACACAGAUGACAAUAAUCUGCCACCUGUUUGAAAGAUCAGAUGAUCCCUGAGACACAAGUUUUUUUUCUUACAUUACAUGUUUCACAAUUAUAAUUCGGCUGGAAACAUUGUUAUAUAGCAGCAUCUAAAUUAAUAAUUUGUUUAUGACAACACCUGAGAAAGCUCAAUUUACUAUUUUUAUUGCACCUUGUUAUGUGGCUAAAAGCUCAGAAAAAGCUUGUAAGUGGACCUUCAGGUGAUGAGCUCGAUACAUUUGUCAGAAUUUUUCUUAAUUUUAUACCUAGCAUGAUAAAUGCCUUUUACACACAAGUUCCGCUCCCUUCCUCUCUUCAGAACUUUAAUGGUGAACUUCAAUGAACUGUUUGAGCUAAUCAUUCACAUUGAUCCAGAUGUUAGUGCAACAGACAACAUCCUCUUCAUUAUUUCUACUUUAUUUUAAAUGUACUUUUAAAAAUCAAUGUGAUGGUAUUAUUGUUGCCAUUGUCCCUUAAUAUCAUUGUAUACAAACGAAAUCCAUGAAAUCUUUGAAGCAGUUCAAAUACAGCAUUUUUUUUUUAUAAAUGAUGCAAUAAAUUGUAUAUGCGCUGCCAUUACGAAACUAUUUUGUAUUUCCAUUCAUU